Molecule: messenger RNA, 987 nt
Organism: Ceratitis capitata (Mediterranean fruit fly)
Lineage: Eukaryota; Metazoa; Arthropoda; Insecta; Diptera; Tephritidae
Product: protein sym1
Exons: 4
Coding region: 225-809 (194 amino acids)
Cellular component (GO): membrane; cytoplasm
Source: RefSeq, a predicted model, not a curated record
GGAUUUUUGCAUUACAUCUCGCCAGUAGUUUUCGAAGAACAUUUGCAUAAAGUAGUUGUAAUUAAUGCAGAAAAAGAUUAUAAUAACAAAACAUACGCACGCAUACAUAGUGUCUGAUGAAUUUUGAAAAAAAAAAUCUGCCCACUACAACUAAUAGUGACUCUUAAAAAAGUAUUAAAACAUAACAAAUCUGUAUUAAAAACUUACAAGUAUACAACACAAAUAUGGCUGCCAUUUUACAACGUUUUAAGCUAAUGCUCCAGCGCUAUCCAGUGACGCGUGGUAUGGUAUCGUACAGCUUAAUUUGGCCGACAAGUUCGCUCAUACAGCAGACCUUCGAAGGAAAAAGAUGGCCUGACUACGAUUGGUGGCGCACGUUACGCUUUAGUCUCUAUGGCGGCCUAUUUGUUGCACCAACCCUUUACAGUUGGAUCAAAGUAUCGAGCGCUAUGUGGCCACAAACAUCUAUACAAACGGCUAUUUUCAAAACAGCUGUCGAACAGAUUUCCUACACACCCGCUGCCAUGACGUGCUUUUACUUCAUAAUGAGCCUGCUGGAGUUGAAGACUGUGGAGGAGGCAGCCGCCGAGGUGCGCAAGAAAUUCUUACCCACAUAUAGGGUGGCGAUGUGUAUUUGGCCGGUUGUUGGCUUAAUAAAUUUUUCAGUCGUACCAGAGAAGAAUCGUGUGCCUUUCAUCAGUGUUUGCAGUUUAUUGUGGACAUGUUUUCUAGCUUAUAUGAAACAUUUGGAACAUCAACAUGUUGAUGAAAUGGAUGGUUUAUUUGCAUCGAAAGAUGCUAAACCUUAACCUUAGGUUUUUCGCCUAAUUUUUAACAAGCCUACAUUAGUUUUAGUACAGUUUUAUAAUUAAGAUUUGCAGACAAUUUGUGUUAUUUGUAAAAACUAUAAUUUAAAGUUUGUGUUGAAUAUUCGCUAAGUAUUUAAAAAUGCAAAUAAAUUAAAAAACUUCGUUGUACUCGAAAUAA